AUGCCACACUUGAGCUGCUGGGACUUGUUUCUUUCUGAGUACUUGAUACUUCAAAAUGUUCAGUGUGCCUUCUGCACAAACAAUGACAAUCAGUUGCUGCUUGUAAGUUGUAUCUGGGACUACUUGGGAGUCCAGUUCUCAGAUGUAACAGAGAUUCAAGGUGAGUGCUCAGGAACUACCUUUCACAUGUCAUCAUCAGCUGAAAAAGAAGACAUCAAGGAUGCCAUUGAAAACUGUGAGGUGCAGGAUAAAUAUAUUUUAGAAACUACCAACUUGAUAGAAAAAACAGCACAUGAAAAUCAGACUGACAAAGCAGAAAUUUCACAUCAGGAAGCCCUAGCAGAAAAUGGGGAAUCGCACAGUGCUGACAAGCAGUUAAGCCCAAAACCUUGGGAAGAAAGAUAUGAAAGACUGUGGGUUGAAAAUGAGAAAAGGGAAUUGAAAACAAAUUUUAAAAACAUUACAGCAGAACUGAAGCAGCUGUUUGGGGAAAUUAAUGAAACUGGGAAAACUACCUCCCUUGUGGAAGAAAUGUCAGAAGAUGGCUUCAGAGAAGAAUUAAAGAGUUCUCGUGUUGUUUCAUCUUGUGCGACAGAAUCAAGUAGUAAGCUAGAAAGUAAAGCUAAAUUUGGAGAUAUUAAACCUAUGCUAGGUGGAAAAGAACCCAAAAUAAUUCCGAGUCUUUGUGUUCUUCCUGAUCAAAAUAACUUAAAUGCAAACGCAGAAGGUACCUGGAGUACAGAUGAAGAUGACAGCACAAACAAUACAGAUAAUACAAAGGUGCCUUUAGCCAAUGGAGGGGAAAAGAAAAUGUCUACUAUGGAAAUGGAAAAGAAUGAAAAUGGAAGUAGUAGAAAUGUAGAGGGAAGUCCUGAAUGCUCCCUGAGACAUAGCUUAAAAACAAGUAUUUUGGAUGAAGUUUCUAAUAUUAUUCCUAAAAUAAGACCUGUUUCUACAAGUGAUGAAAAUGCACUUUUUCUAACAGAAAGGAAACUUGGAAAAGACUCUGGAUUUAAUGAUGGUGUUCCCAGAGACUACCUUAUUGACAAUAAUAAAAUAGGAGGAACAGAUACUGACAGUCUUUUCGCAAAUGCUCAGCAAUCAUGUGGCAUGCUGAGAAGGAAUCUUGAUGAAGAACUAAAACAAGAUAUGGAAAGAUUUAAGAGUAAGGUAGGAAUGCUGCAAAUAGUAUUCCUCGCUUUGGAGAAAGAGAAGGUGCAGCUGCAAAAAGAGGUUGAGAAGGAAAAAAACAAAGAUGGAUGUUUCAAAACACAGGCCAUGGCAAAACAGGAAGAACUUGAUAAAUUAAAUACACCAGCAGGCAACGUUACUAAUCAGCAAAUGAAACAAAAGCUUACUGUAAGGAAGAAUGAUUGUUUGAAAAUGGAGAAUGAAAGCACUAUAGAAGAAAAAGACAAAAAGAAUUUCUCAUCUGAGGAGAGAUCAAAAUUGAUUCAAAUACCAAUAAAAGGUAAAUUUGCCCUGAAUGCCAAAGUUGCAAAGAAAAAUAAAAGACAGACUUCAAAGCAGAAAGUUAAUCAGCAGAUGAGCUCUUCCAGUGGGAAUAAGUUUCAAGUACUGGAUGAUAGCACUUUCAGUGAAACAUCUCAAGAUGAAGGAAGACCUGCAGCAAAAACAGGGAGUGAAAAGAGCAAGGUCAGCGUACAAACCGAUGACCUUGAUUUAACUCACUCAUCUGACACAACUUCAGAGGAUGUUGAAUUACCAAUUUCAACCUACAAAGAGGCUAUGUUGCUGUUAGAACAACUUAGUGUGGAUCAUACGGAUUCUGCUGUUCUGUUGAAAAUUCGAAACAUACUUCUUGAAUAUGAACAGAUAAUAGAACGUGAAAAAAAUCGGUAUACAGCUGUCUGGAGAGAAGUAAGGAAAUUGGAAAGUGAAAAGAAGGAGUCACAAUUAAUAGAAGAGACUCAUGAUUUGAAAUCCAUAUUGGCUCACCAAGAAGUGGAAUGGAAAAGUGAUAUACAAAACCUUAAAUUUACUUUGCAACAAGAAGAGGAAAAGAGGCUCAGAGCAGAAACACUAUAUGAGAAAACAAAAGAAAAACUCAGAAAGAAAGAAGAUCAAUAUUGUAAAGAGAUGGAGGAGAAACAGCAACUUGAGUUACACUCAAGGAAUUCAGAAAUGGAGUUAAUAACAUUGAGAAAGCUCUUGAAACAGGUUGAAGAAGAGCGUGAUGAAACGCAGAGGCAGCUCUCUCAGGAAAAGAGUGCCAGAGCCCUGCAAGAAGGAAUUUUGAACAACCACCUUUGGAGAGAGAAGGAACUAGAAGAAGAGACAAGAAGAACUAUAGGAAAAAAUUCAGAGGAAUCUGACACUGAGAGAGAAAAGGAUCUAUUGUUCAAAAAUCAGUUAUUACAAGAUGAGAUUGCUAUGCUGAGACUAGAACUUGAUCAAGUAAGACUUAGGCACCAGGAGGAAGAAGGAAAAUAUUUAGAGGAAAAUGAGACCUUGAAAGAAAAAAAUGAAGACCUCAAAAAGGAACUUAAACUGAACGAGGAAGCCUUAACGCAAACAGUUUUUCAGUACAAUGGACAGCUGAACUUAUUAAAGACAGAAUCUGCAGUGCUAACUUCCAAGCUUGAGCAGACAAAAGAAAGCAAAGACAGACUGGAGACAGAAAUUGAAUCAUUUCGUUCCCGCCUGAACACUACUGUUCAAGAACUUGAACGUCAUCAGUCAUCAAAAAGUGAUGUCGAACGAACAUUUCAGAGAGAACGUGAUGAGUGGCUUCGCUUGCAAGACAAGCUCCAUCAUGACCUCUCUGAUGUGCAAGAAACCAACAAGAUCUUGUCUCAGCAGCUGAGCAAAGCUGAAAGCAAAGCUAAUAGUCUAGAAAAUGAGCUUCACCAGUUGAAACAAAUGCUCAGAGAAAAAACAUUGCUUUUAGAAAUGACACAAAAAGAAUUAAGUCAAGCCCAGUGUCAGGCAAAGGAAUGUGAUCAUGCUCGACAACUUGAGAAAGAUCAAGUAAGCAAAUUUAUAAUAAAGCAGGAAUCAAUGCAGGAACGAUUGGCCCAGCUCCAGAGUGAAAACCUUUUGCUCCGUCAGCAACUGGAAGAUGUGCAGAACAAGGGGAUCAUUAAAGAAAAAGUAGUGAAUGAUGUGCAGGACCGGUUUAAUGAUAUUUUCAACAAACUCAGAGCUGAUACCGAAAAGCAAGUUUACCUAGUGGAAGAGAGAAACAAGGAAUUAAAUGCCAAAUGUACUGAUUUAAGAGAACAAAUCUUUAAAUACGAGACUGACAAAGUAGAAAGAGAGGGCAUGGUCAGACAGCUGCAGCAGGAGCUUGCCGAUGCGCUUAAAAAGCAAUCUAUGUCCGAAGCUUCACUUGAAGUUACUACACGCUACCGCAGUGACCUGGAGGAAGAAAAAUUGCACUUGCAAAAAGAAUUGGAAAAGGUUAAAACCAAGUUGCGGGAGUUGGAAGAACAGCAUCUUCAGUCUGAGCAUUGUGUUCAUGACUUGAAGACUGCCUUGGAUAAUAAGGAAAGAGAAGUCAUAGCUUCUUCCCAAAAACUGCAGGACCUCCUGUUGGCAUCUUCUGGGACCAAUACUACUAUAAAACAACUGGAAGAACAUGUGCAACACCUUGAAAUUGAAAAUGCCAGAUUGGAAGCCACAGUCCAGCAACAAAGCAAUAGGAUUGAAACCCUUCAGAGGGACCUGCAAGCGUCUGCCUCAGUUCAUAACCGCCUGGAAGACUUGAUAACUGGUUUACAGACAGCACAGGCGGCUAUAGAGGACCACCACCAUCAGCAGCUGCAAAAGCAGAAUGUGCUGGCUCUGACAUCAAAGGACUCGCGCAGCAUGUGGGAAGAGCAACUGAAGUCAAGAUCCCACCUUGAAGAGCGUGUUGCUCAACUUGACAGGGAAAAGGCUGAACUCUCGGAACAGUGUGAGAAUGAAAGAAAGAAAGUGAAGAAGCUGGUAGAGUUGAAACGCUCAGUUGAACUGCAUCUGGACCAAGAAAUGAAAAGAAAUAUCGAACUGCAGAAAGACUGUAAGAGGUUGAAGAGGCUUCUAAACAGAGCUAUGAAGAAACUAAGGGUGUAUGAGGGGAGAGAGAGAGAGUCCCAGCUUAAUUUGCAGGGAGAAAUGAAGAACAGAUAUUCUGAAAUGGUCAGUGAAGUUGGUAGAUUAAGAACAAAGAUUGGUGAACUUUCCCAGCAGCUGGAGAUAGAGUCUAAAAAAUGCAUGCAGCUAGAAGCACAAAAUCAGGAUUUGCGAGAAGAGUUGUCCACCAUGCGUGGGAACCAUGAAAAACUGGAGAAGAGCAAAUGCCAGCUGAAAGAAGAAGUGGCUAACCUCAAACAUCGCUUGGAGACUAACAUGGUGGAUCACAAUCAAAUAGAACAAUAUAAAAGAGAGAUGGAAGAACGAGCCGGACAAGAAAUAAGACAAAAGCUACAAGAAGUUAAUCUAUUUUUGCAGACACAGGCAGCCUCCCAGGACAGAUUAGAACAAAUCAGAGCCAGUCAUCAUGCUUCACUGAGAAACCAGCUAAAACACAGAAUUAGAGAUCUGGAAUGUGAAUUGGGCAGGAUAAAAAAUACUCAACAAGACAGUAUUUUUCAAAAAGGAUCCACUCAGGCAGAAGUGGAAAGGUACAAAGAGCUGUAUCUGGAGGAAGUAAAAAUUAGAAGAUGCUUAGCAAAUAAACUGGAAAGAGCUAAUGAGAGACUAGCAGAAGCCAACGCUAAGCUCCUUCAGGAGCGCCAUAGAAGCAAAUCUUUAAUCGCAAGCAGCAUUGUCAGUGGAGGUCUGGCUGCAAGUCCAGUUCUGUAUUCAACUGAACUGGGACAUCUUGGCAACAAUUUGGCACUGAACAGAAGUCUAAGUCUUGGAGGAAGCUUCCUAAGCCCAGCCAGGAGCGCAUUAUCAUCAAGAAGCAGGGUUGAAGCCUAUGUGGCUAAGGUACGGCAGGAACUGGAUGAAAAAAUCACUAAAGAACUUGAACUGG
Phaethon lepturus (White-tailed tropicbird) is the source of this 4984-nucleotide messenger RNA. Its product is annotated as ankyrin repeat domain-containing protein 26-like. Lineage: Eukaryota; Metazoa; Chordata; Aves; Phaethontiformes; Phaethontidae. The annotation marks the transcript as partial. The record is from RefSeq and is a predicted model, not a curated record. The transcript has 22 exons.